Molecule: messenger RNA, 1290 nt
Organism: Aspergillus lentulus
Lineage: Eukaryota; Fungi; Ascomycota; Eurotiomycetes; Eurotiales; Aspergillaceae
Product: pepsin-like aspartic protease
Biological process (GO): proteolysis
Molecular function (GO): aspartic-type endopeptidase activity
Source: RefSeq, a predicted model, not a curated record
AUGCAUUCACUACAGUCUUUUCUCUUCCUUCUGCUCCUUGGCUACGGUGUGUUCGCUGCACCAACGUCGCCACGAGCUCAACCUCAGGGCCGGUCCUUCAAGGUUGAGCGGAUUAAGCGUGGAAACUCCAUUCACGGUCCGACUGCUCUGCGCAGAGCCUAUCGGAAGUUUGGCAUAGUUCCUACGACCUUUGGCGUCGAUCUGUCGGACUUUGAGCCUUUCAACACGACAUCUAUCUCAGGCACCGCUGCCAAUCUACUCGUAACCGAUGCGCAAGAGCCAGAGCAGACAGGUGCAGUCAGUGCGCAAUCUGUUCAGAACGAUGCUGCUUUCGUCAGCCCUGUGACGAUCGGUGGGCAGAAAAUAGUGAUGAACUUUGACACCGGCUCAGCAGACUUCUGGGUGAUGAACACGGAGCUUCCGGCGAGUGCUCAGGUCGGCCACACUGUCUUCGAUCCUUCCAAGUCGUCCACUUUUAAGAAGAUGGAAGGAGCUACUUUUGAGAUCAAAUACGGCGAUUCGUCUUUUGCUAAUGGUGGCGUCGGAACUGAUACCGUUGACAUUGGUGGCGCAACUGUUACCGGUCAAGCGAUUGGUAUCCCGACGAGCGUGUCCAAUUCCUUCGUGGAAGAUACCUACUCGAACGGUCUCGUAGGCCUGGGAUUUUCGUCCCUCAAUACAGUCAAGCCUCAGCAGCAGAAGACGUUCUUCGACAAUAUCGCCGACAGUCUGGAUGAGCCAGUCAUGACGGCGCAUCUGAAGAGCGAUGGUGUCGGCGAGUACGAGUUCGGAAUCAUUGAUCAAACCAAGUAUCAAGGCGACAUUAUUAAUGUGACGGUGGACUCCUCGAACGGUUUCUGGCAGUUCCAGUCGGCCCAUUACAAGGUCGGAGAUGGUUCUAUCCAGACUAUCCAGAAUAGUGCUAGUGCCAUCGCUGAUACCGGCACUUCAUUGAUGCUUCUCGAUGACACAGUGGUAAAUGCCUACUACGCGCAGGUCAAAGGCGCGCAGUAUGCCAGCAGCGCCGGCGGUUACAUCUAUCCCUGUGGUACUGAACUGCCUAAUCUCGCGGUUGCUGUCGGCGCAAAGCACUUGGCGACGGUACCUGGCACGUUCCUGGAUUUUGCAGAGGUUGGUAUUAACAAAACGACGGGACAAACAGUAUGUUUCGGUGGUAUCCAGUCCAACCAGGGCACUUCGAUGCAGAUCCUUGGUGAUGUCUUCCUAAAGGCCUUUUUCGUCGUCUUUGACCUGCGAGGCCCAUCUAUUGGACUUGCCUCGCCCAAGUAG